Messenger RNA from Calidris pugnax (ruff), 8566 nucleotides. It is a transcript of the gene KCNA4, whose product is annotated as potassium channel, voltage gated shaker related subfamily A, member 4. Gene Ontology annotation, biological process: protein homooligomerization; potassium ion transmembrane transport. The record is from RefSeq and is a predicted model, not a curated record. Gene Ontology annotation, molecular function: potassium ion binding; protein binding; delayed rectifier potassium channel activity. NCBI's taxonomy places the organism in Eukaryota, Metazoa, Chordata, Aves, Charadriiformes, Scolopacidae. The coding region runs from base 1506 to 3494 and encodes 662 amino acids. Gene Ontology annotation, cellular component: membrane; voltage-gated potassium channel complex. The transcript has 2 exons.
UCGCCGGCUACAGCUUUAAAAAAAACACACAGCCUUCGAGUAGAGAACUGCUUUUCCCUCUUGGUGGUUUGUUGUUUUUUUUUUUUAAUUUUGGUUGGGUUCGUUUGUUUGGUUUUUAAUAUUAUUUAUUUUUUUGGUAAGCAUUACCAAAAAGCGGCACAACAAGUGGAUGAUGCGGGGUGGUGCUGGCUGAGCCCCUGCCGUCUGGACGUGUCUGGGGAGGGGGGCGAGAAACUGCAAGAAGCGGCACCCUGUGUCCUCCCAUCAGUGGAAACAGGCUCGGUAUGAGGAUUAUUUAACGGUGAUUUACAAAUCUGCUGCAAAAGCCGGGCUUGGAAAAGACUAGUGGUUCGCGCUUACCCAUUCAUUCCGUCUCACACACACACAAACACACCGCCUUCAUUUUUAUUUUUUUUUUUUCUUUUCCUUUUGGAACAAGACUCUUGCUUAUUGCCUUUUUGCAAAUGCCUGGGCGAGAAGCAGCGUCUGUGGCUGAGCAGAGUGCCCCCAGCUUAAAGCUGCCUCUCUGGCUCACUCUUGGCGCUCUUGUUGCACCCGGAAAGAAGGGAGGAAAAGCACUCGUCAACCUGUGGUGCUGACUGACCACACACACCUGCAAAUGUGCAUCAGUUGGCACAGCCCCGUCCUCAGGACUGCUCACACCAGAUCCUUACACUAGCAGGAACAGCAUUGCUAUUUCUCUGCCUAGGAACAGUUAAGUGCUGCUUCUGCAUGACCAUAACCAAAGGGUGACCCAUCCACUCCCUUAUGUCCUAUGGGGACCUCAGAGCCAGUUUCUCAGUCUUCAUCUCCUCUUCCUCCUCCUCCUCUUACCACUGCUGCUGACGCCCUGGGUGCUGCUCCCAGGUUUGAGACGUUGUUGACAGGCUGAAGAAAGGAUUUGCAAAGACCUCCUCACUGUGUAAAUAAAGUGAUGGCUGGAAUUAACUUCAACUCCCCAAGUGAUAUUAAACAAUAAUAAGAUUGCUAGGCCAAAGCAUUACCAGGAACAAAUUAUGAGGAAAGAGAUUUUGCAUUUGGUUGCAUCAAUGAACUAAAAUCAUCUGUGGAGAGCAGGUACCCUUUGAUUUGCAUAUUUUUUUCCCUCAUGAACGCAGUCUUUGUAGCCUGCAAGGUAGUCAUGAUUCUGAUGAGAUCUGUGCUAGCCACAAGAGAUAAAUGAAAAUAAAGGGGCUUGGCGAAUGAGAGAGCCAGGCCUCAGCUGUUCCCUGGUUCAGUUUGAGAGUUUCAUCUUUUCUUAUUGGCAAAACAGUAGUUUGUGUCAAAUGAUCCGGACAAUAAGAAAAUGCAGAUCCGUGGUUUUCCAAAUCAUAGAUUCAGUGUAACAAUUAUGUUGCCCUGCUCUAUGUCCAAGGGACUGCCCUCCCAAUGCAAAUGGCUUUGAACUUUCCCUAGUGAAAGUUAAGGUUACACUGUAUAUGAGAGAAAACCUUUCUGCAUUAAGUGACUAAAAUAAUUAAAAAAAAAAAAAAAACAGUUGCAAAAUGGAGGUUGCAAUGGUGAGUGCGGAUAGCUCUGGGUGCAACAGCCACAUGCCCUACGGAUACGCGGUCCAAGCUCGGGCCCGAGAGAGAGAGCGGCUGGCCCAGUCAAGAGCCGCAGCAGCUGCGGCCGUAGCAGCAGCAACAGCAGCCGUUGAAGGUGGGGCAACAGGUGGAGGUGGACCAUAUCACCACUACCAUCAGGAGCAGAGUCGAGGUGCAUCCUCCUGUCAUGGCGGGAGCGCGUCACGCAGCAGCAUGCCCCACCGCCAGAGCGGUAAGAGGAGAAAGAAAGGGAAAAAGAGGAGCCACCGCUUGGGAAGUAGGGAGUGCGGGGCCUCCUUCCCCUGUUCUGAGCUGCUGCCUCUCAGCGGUUCUGAAGAGAGAAUACUGAAGGACUUGAGUGAGGAGGAAGAGGAGGAUGAAGACGAGGAUGAAGACGAUGAGGAAGAAGGAAAGCUCUACUACAGUGAUGACUAUGGGGAGGAUGAGUUUUCCUACUCGGACCAGCCACCUGAUGAUGGUGGAGGCCCUGGGGGUUACAGCUCUGUUCGCUACAGUGAGUACGAGUGUUGUGAGCGUGUGGUAAUCAACGUGUCAGGACUGCGGUUUGAGACCCAACUGAAGACGUUAGCUCAGUUCCCAGAGACAUUGUUGGGUGAUCCGGCGAAACGAGGGAGAUACUUUGACCCUCUCAGGAACGAAUACUUCUUUGAUAGGAACCGGCCCAGCUUUGAUGCCAUCCUGUACUACUACCAGAGUGGUGGUCGGCUGAAGAGGCCAGUCAAUGUACCCUUUGACAUCUUCACUGAGGAGGUGAAAUUCUACCAACUUGGGGAGGAGGCCAUGCUCAAGUUUAGGGAGGAUGAAGGGUUUGUCAAAGAGGAAGAGGACAAAGUUUUGCCGGAAAAUGAGUUUAAGAGGCAGGUUUGGCUGCUGUUUGAGUACCCGGAGAGCUCCAGUCCAGCCAGAGGCAUUGCUAUUGUCUCUGUCUUGGUCAUCUUGAUCUCCAUCGUCAUCUUUUGUCUGGAGACUUUGCCAGAGUUCAGAGAUGACAAAGAAUUCAUCAUGUCCCUGAGCUUAGGGAAGGGGCUUUCCAAUGAGUCACUUCACCUGGACGUUGGGGAGCACACCAUCUUCAAUGACCCUUUUUUCAUUGUAGAGACAGUUUGCAUCAUUUGGUUCUCCUUUGAGUUUACAGUGCGCUGCUUUGCGUGUCCAAGCAAAGCACACUUCUUCAAGAACAUCAUGAACAUCAUAGACAUUGUCUCCAUCUUGCCUUACUUCAUUACUCUGGGCACUGACUUGGCACAGGAGCAGGGCAGUAACGGUCAGCAGGCCAUGUCCUUUGCCAUCCUGAGGAUUAUCCGUCUGGUCAGGGUGUUUCGCAUCUUCAAGCUCUCCAGGCACUCCAAGGGUUUGCAGAUCCUGGGUCAUACGCUCAGGGCCAGCAUGAGGGAACUCGGCCUCCUCAUCUUUUUUCUUUUUAUUGGAGUCAUUUUGUUUUCCAGUGCUGUUUACUUCGCAGAAGCUGAUGAGCCUGCCACCCAUUUUCAAAGCAUCCCAGAUGCCUUUUGGUGGGCUGUAGUGACCAUGACUACAGUUGGUUAUGGGGAUAUGAAACCCAUAACUGUGGGUGGGAAAAUAGUUGGGUCCCUGUGUGCCAUUGCGGGAGUGUUAACCAUUGCUUUACCAGUGCCAGUGAUUGUCUCCAAUUUUAACUAUUUCUACCACAGAGAGACUGAGAAUGAAGAACAAACGCAGCUGAUGCAAAAUGCAGUCAGUUGCCCUUACCUCCCAACAAAUUUACUGAAGAAAUUUAGAAGCUCAUCAUCUUCAUCCACAGAGGAUAAAUCAGAAUAUCUGGAGAUGGAAGAAGGAGUUAAAGAAUCUCUUUGUGUAAAGGAGAAAAAAAGUCAGGACACGGGGAAUAGCAGUGAGUCAGAGAAGAAAAACUGUGUAAAUUCAAAUUCUGUGGAAACUGAUGUGUAAUUUCGAACAUUUCCAAAUAUAUUUAUACAUUAAAGAGUGCAGUGAAAAUAAUGAAAUAUGCAAACAAGAGUCCACAGCAUACAGUAGUAUGCCAUUUAAUGGUUAAAUACAAAUAAAAAGCAUUGCUAAACUUGUAUUACAUAUCAAGUAAGUGGUAUGACUUGAGGAAGGGAUUGCUAGAUCUGAUAUAAUUUCAGAUUUUAUAUUUUUAUUAGAAUGCAAGUGUUUUGCACAUGAGGCUGAAAAAUUUAUUAAAACCAAGUCAGUUUUAAAGUGGGUGCAUGAACUGUCGACAUCACUAAUAACAGCUCUGUGGUAAAAGUUGGCAUUCAGAGGUAUUUACUAUGUAAGAAGCAAUGAAGUUUGGUAGUCAUUUAUCUAUUUAUCAGUGCUUUAAUAGCAGCUACCAUAAAUCAUUGGAUACCAUAGUCAUUGUUUUUCAAAUGGUAAAUUUAUUGUAAAAAGAUAUUCUACAGAAGAUAGAUCUAAAUUUUUUUUUUCUUGAAAUCUAUUAUGCUUGUUUUUAACUGGAAACUUACUUUGAAAAGGCUGAUGACCCUCCAGAAAUUGUUUAUUUUUAUAACUCUCUUUGGAGGCAUUGCAGCAUUUGUUGUCUAAUAAUGAAAGAAGUGAAGUAAGAGAAUAAUUUAACCUGGUCUGACCGUGAAGGCAAAAUGACUGGAAUGCUUUUUUGCACUACUUUAUAUGCUGGAGAUAUAUUGAAAGAGACUUCAUACUGUGAAUGUUUACUAAUGUAAUAGUUCAAUGACAAUCAUUGGAAGAGUGAAUUCUGCAUCAUAUUUUAUUGUUUCUUUUUUCUUUAUGUGAUGCUGAUGCCGAAACAUUACAUCAACUCCAUACUCUUUUUAAUUAUGAAUAUCUGUGAUCUGGAAAAGGAUUGUGAAGUAAAAUUUUAUAAUCAAAAUUAUUUGAAAUCAGUGUUUUCUACUGAUACCCUCAAGAAACACCAUCCCAAUUUAUAUCUUUUUCCUGGUUAAUUUAACAUUCAGAGUCUAUGAUUAAUACAUGCACUUUGUCAGUAUUGAAGAAAUUCAAUGUAUGGGAGGAGAAGGCAGAAGUAAUAAGAUAUUCAGUUGUUACAGUACUGACAAUUGAGAAUUGCUAACUUUUAACAUGCUAUUAUUGGUGCUGCAUUUUCCCUUAAUUACAGCUUUCACCCAUGUGUAUUUGAAGCAACAUUUAAGAUCCAAAAUAGGCAUUCUGGGAUUCAAAACGAACAUGCUGGGUCCUAUGCAGUCCUUGAGAAAACAUUCCAUAAUUUCUUUUCGCUGAUUCUUAGGCCAGCUGUAUUUUACUCUGUCUCAAAAACUUCCAUUGCCCUUCCUAGGAGAUUAAGGUAGGUAAAGAUUGUCUGGCCUACAGUAUAUUCCAGGCUCCAGAUUGAAAUAGGUAAGAUACUGCUGCAUAAAACAUAAAUAAUAGAUUCAGAGCAGGCAUGUUUUUUCAGACUUAUAAUUACCUAGGGAAGGCACAAUUAAACUGGAACUGUGUUUGAAGAGGCACUGUGGAACAUUCCAGAUUACAAAACUUGAACCAAAUUGGCAUAUGCACUUUAAAGGCUGGGACAGGCCUUUAUGAGAGUAAAAGGGGUUUACCAAUGCUAUGGAAUUACAGUAGUUUUGCAAUAUUCAUUUGAAGCCGAGGAGAGGAUUUUUGGUGGGGGGAGAACUAAUUAGCGACUGUUCUGGAGCUGAAAAGCAACAAUAAAAGCAGUCCAAAUUAGGCACCCACAACAUUAUGCAUAAUCUAUCAGAUAAGCAUGGUUUGCUGUAUGCAACGUCCAGUGGUAUGAACAGAGCCAUAAACAUAGAUUUUUGCCUUCAUGGACUUUCUGUGAAUUUCCUCUUUGAAGUUUCUCUGCUUGUCCUCUUUUGCAUUGCAGAAGAACUAAUAAAAACCAAGACACACACAAAAGACUGCGUUGUGCUGAGCCCUGGUUCAAAACUUGUGUGUAAAUGUCUGGUUCCUAAUUUAAAAUCAUAGGGAAGGCUUCACUAUAGUUUUGAUGUGAAGCAUUAACCAAAACUUCUUUUUAGUCCGAUGACAUUAAUUCCAACUAUGUUUUGAAUGAAACAACCUCGUAAUUUUAUACAUAGGCAUUUGCCAAAAUUGAACAUUGCAUUUUGUUGUAGCUCACAUGAGUUAAAUGUACUAAAUACUUUUUUUUCUACAGAGGCAAUAUCAUCAAUGAGGAUGAACGUGCUGUAAAAUCCGGCAAAAAUCCGUAACUGAAAGUGUUUCUUUAACAGCUAAUAGUUAAUGAUGUAAAGAGCAUAAGGGUUCUCGUGUAAACUAACUUCCUAGUAGUUCUGUGUAACACUAGAGACCAUAUAAUACCAGGGAUUGUGGCAAGAAUGUAGGAGUAAAAGAAAUACUAACUAGGUAAAGAAGGAACUUAGAGAAAAGAAGUGGUACUUGUUUGCAGUAUUGCCUGGUUGAAAGGGAAGGUAUUUUAUAAAAGGUGGCAUUUUAGAAGUCUAAUGGAAAUAAGGAAAAAAACCUUGGAAUAACUCUGAGAGUAUGUUCGUUCUGUGGACAUGGAGCUCAGCAUGAAGUAACUGCUUAAGUAGUUAGCUUCUCCAGCAAGUCAUUCAGCUAUUCUGCUCCCAGAACACAACCUUUUAAUUUCAAACAAGCGUGACAAUGUCUAUAUUAUUCUGUGAUCAUAGCAGUACCUUACUCUCUGAAGGAAAUGGUCUUACAGUAGGACCUCAUAGCAGUGGGCAGAGCAAUGUUCUGGGUGUGUCGGCACUACAUACUGCAGUACUGUGGAGACAUGUCCUAAAGGAAUGGUGGAGUCUGCUCUCCCUCCUGCAGUGUAUAAACCUGUGCAAUUUGUUGUUAUAAAAAAACACUACUGUAGCUUAAUGAUAGAUUGUGCUAUCAGUUUGGCAGACAAUUCUGAAUCAGAAAGGAUUGUGCAUUCCAGAAUGGACACGAGUAGCUUUACUUCGGCUGGUUUAUAAUCUGAUUAUUCAACUACCCAUCAGUCCAGUCACUUUUAACACAGCUUGAAAAUCCCAGAGUCCUACCCCUAACAUGCUAAAACCCAAAGAUCCCAAGUGCUUAACAAGAAACAGAGAUUUCCAUUAAGUUUUACUUCAGUUGAAAUUGUGUGCCAGAGAAAUGCUGUAUUUGAGCUGUUACGGCUCCAAAUUACUACUACUGCUUCUGUCAGAGCUUUCCCAGUGUUACUGGAUACUGGCAACUCUCAGAAAAAUAAUUUUAUCGUCACUUGGGCAUUUUACAUUUUAAAUUAUAGUGGUGAAAUGCAUUCCUGAUGUAACUGACGUGAAUGGAGUUACACUAGGGAUCAUUUUAGUUCUACUAAUGUAGUUCAAAUGAUUUCACAUUGACAUACAUUUCAGCUAAAAAUAAUGCAAAAUGAGAUAUUUUGAUAAUUCAGGUUCACUUGCAGUGGUGAAAAAAUUUGAAGGAGUUCCAUUAGAAUUCAUGGAAUCACAGCAGCAUCAAAUCAGAUUUUGAAUAUAGGCUGAUACUUAACUGCAUACUGGCACUUAUUUAAAGAAAUUUGUAAGUCUUUUUAUAGUAAUCUGAAGUGCCAAGGCCGGACUCAUAAGGAGAGAGUUUUGCCAGCUGAAGUAUUGGAUUUAAUGCCUGACUUCAGAGAUCCAUAUUUCUUUUUCUUUGUUCAAAUCAUGGACUUUUCUGAUGUUACAUUGAUUCCUUGAAAAUUUCAGCCUGGAUGCUGAAAGUUAUAUAAAAGAAGUCUUGCGUCACACUGUUUUUUAGUGUUCAGUUCAGCUUUCUCAGAAUGAUUCUACAAGAGGCCAGUUCCAUUUGAUGGAAAGUGUAGAUUUUUUGUUUGUAUUUGAAGGAAAAUUCUUCUAGGUGGUUUUUUUUUGGUGUAGAGUCUAUUUCUGUGAUGAUUGUGUAAUGUGCAAUUUGGGAGCUCAAGGGAGUGAAAAGACCCAUUGCUAUCAUGAUUACAUCUAAUUCAUGACAACAGCGUUCUUGGUGUUUGGGGAUACUAAUAGGCAUUAUGGACUUUUUGUGGCCAUAAAAAAUGGGGUUUGAGCGUGUUUUAAGUCAGUAAAACUAUUCAAAUAGCUUUGGAAUGCAAAAAAUGAUUUUGCAUAAUAUUAGUGUGCAGAGAGUUUGGGAUUGGGCCAUAACCUUGAAUUAUCUUGUAUCUCCUGACAUGGAAAGUUCAUGUCACGUACGCUUUCAGGUGUUGACAGUCAUUUGACUUGGGAUAUGAAAUACCAGUGCUAAGCUACCCAAGAAUAUGAAAUACUUCAUAUUAGGAUAAAUGUGCUAUGGAAAAACAGCAAAAUAUUGUCUAUUCCAUGUGGAACUAGUUUGUGGAAGGUCUUUCCUGCAUAGCACUGAAAAAGGGACUAUGUCUUUCUGGUGAUAUGAGACUUGUAAAACUAAUUCUAAAUAUAAAUGAAUUUUUAGCAUAAGCUUUACACUUUAUUGGUAGUCCUCAAAUUAAAUAUGAAGUAUCCAUGGUGCUUUAGACUACGUCACUAGCUUCCUCUGGUUCUUACUGGUUCCUUAUUACUUCUUACUGUCAUUGUGUCCAGUUACAAAUAGAUUUAUUUUUUUAAAUAUUAAUUGGCAUGAGACAGUAACAAAUAAAAACAAAGAUUAAAAAAAAAUAUUACAAUAUCCAGCAUAUAAGUUACAUAUUUUUCUUAUCGUUAAAUAAACUUAAAUGACAGUCUGUAACAUCUGUAGACGUGGGGCAGCUGUUGCUAUAACUGAAUGAUUAAAUGCUUCUGAUUUUGCAGUGAAUAAGAUCUAGUUUAUAGAUUUACCAUACUUGUGCACCUCUGUUUGAAACAAAUGCUUGUAGAAAAAUUGGCAAUUUAAAAAAAAUGAACAUUACUUCAUUUCCACAGAGAUCAUCUAAUGUGGAAAAAAUGACUGACAAAUUAAUUCUGGUUUAAAGUGCAUAAAUGUUUUUUUACCUGGCAGCCAGGUACAAACAUGAAACUUUAUAUAUUGCUUCCAUGCUUUCUGUGUAUUCAGAACUCUGAUGACAUUAAUUCUGAAGGAAAACUCAUUAAAGCAUUAUCUACUGA